Molecule: messenger RNA, 546 nt
Organism: Symbiodinium sp. CCMP2456
Lineage: Eukaryota; Dinophyceae; Suessiales; Symbiodiniaceae
Source: the annotation of a GenBank genome assembly
AUGGAGUCUUGGCCUGGCAUUGGUGAAGCUGCAGCAGUUGGCAGCUGGCCCGCCACCACGAAUAGCCAAGGAAACACCCUGCUCGAGCCUUGGGGGCCGUGGCUUCCCGAGGUGGAGGAUUCGUGGGUCCCGGCUUGGCCAUCAGGUUUCAAGGACGCAUGCGCUGCACCAACAGAUCCAGAGAAAGAACAUUUGCAAGCAGACCUCAGUGAGGACUGUGACAGUGACUGGGCUGCGGCGAUCCGGGCAGCACUGCCAGAGCCGGAGGGCGGAUUCCCAAGCGAGGCCUUCUCUUACUCACCGACGGCAUGUCUAGACUCCGGGAGAAGCCAGGACGAGUAUCUGGCGAAGCUCGAGAAGCGUUUGCAUAGCUUGCGCCGUGUGCCACAGCGGAGCGCAGUCAUCCAGCUUUCCGACUUCUCGGUCUCGGAACACAAGCUGCACUGGCCUUCAGAGGACCUUUCAGUUUCAGGCUGGCCUCCCGAUGUGUCGGGUGUUGAAAGUGCUCCACUCCUGGAGUACAGUGUCGAUCCCGCCUGGCCCUGA